UCUGCUCUCUGACCCCAGUGGCAGCUCCGACUCACUGCACUCCGGCUCCCCUCCGCCACACCGAGCCGCGCUCUCUCUCUCUCCCCCGUCUCUCCCCCUCCGCUCUGUCAGCCUCUCUCGCCCUCCUUCUCCGGCUCUCUCUCUCAGCCCCCUCCGCUCUCUCCUUGUCUGGUUUUCUCUUCCACAGGAGCCAGCCGAGGUCCCGCCGGGUCGAAGGUUCUGCCCCUUUACCCGCCCCGGACUGCCGCAGCCUUCCCCCUCGGACGGCCGAGGAACCUUCCCCCGCUCUCCCUGCUGCUGCUGCCGCCGCAUGGACCCGCGUCCCUCCGCCGCUGCUGCCGCCGCCGCGUAGAGGGCGACCCCGACCCGACACGCUUUCUCCGGCCAGAUAUCUUUUUUAAAAAAGAGGCACCGCACGACGAAGACUGCAGUGUGUCGUGGUCGAGUUGGUCGGCCGGGUCGCUGCUGUUGCUGCUGCUGUGGGAGACUUCCUGGGCUUCUUGAGCGGCUCUGAAGGAUGACCGCCGCACGGCUCGCUGCUGAAUCCCGGUGAACGAACGGCGUCUCAUGUCCAAACGGCGGAAGGAUGGCUCAUGGCAAAGUGACCAUUACGGUGGACGAGUACAGCUCCAACCCCACGCAGGCCUUCACACACUACAACAUCAACCAGAGCCGCUUCCAACCUCCACACGUCCACAUGGUGGACCCGAUCCCCUACGACACUCCCAAACCAGCAGGACACACCCGGUUUGUGUGCGUUUCAGACACGCACUCGCGUACAGAUGGCAUCCAGAUGCCCUACGGCGACGUGCUGCUGCACAUGGGCGACUUCACCGAGCUGGGCCUGCCCUCCGAGGUUAAGAAGUUCAACGACUGGCUAGGUGGCCUCCCGUACGAGUUUAAGGUGGUGAUCGCCGGGAACCACGAGCUGACCUUCGAUAAGGACUUUAUGGCCGAGCUGGUCAAGCAGGAUUACUACCGAUUCCCCUCAGUCUCCAAACUCAAACCUGAGGACUUUGACAAUGUCCAGUCACUGCUCACAAACUGUGUGUACCUGCAGGACUCGGACGUCACCAUAAAGGGAUUUCGGAUAUACGGGACACCAUGGACUCCGUGGUUUAACGGCUGGGGGUUCAACCUGCCUCGGGGUCAGUCUCUGCUGGAUAAAUGGAACCUCGUCCCCGAAGGCAUCGACAUCCUGAUGACCCACGGACCGCCGCUCGGUUUUCGAGACUGGGUUCCUAAGGAGCUGCAGCGUGUCGGAUGUGUAGAGCUGCUCAACACGGUCCAGAAGAGGGUUCGACCCAAACUUCAUGCCUUCGGAGGCAUACAUGAAGGGUACGGGAUCAUGACAGACGGCUACACGACGUUCAUCAACGCGUCGACCUGCACUGUCAGCUUCCAGCCCACCAACCCUCCCAUCGUGUUCGACCUGCCCAACCCGUCCAGCUCCUGAGACCAGAGCACCGGGGGGCUGGGAGGGCCACGGGCCGGAUAAACUACUUCUUUUUCUAUAAAUAAUGUCAAGUUAAAAACAAAUAAAAAUAAACAAUUCUAAGGCCGUUUCUCAAUGCCAAGUAGGACGGACUUGCGUGCUUGCAAGUACGGACUCGGAAGUACGGACCCCCGAGAACGGAGGAAUGCAUCACGGUUAAUUGGAACACCAGCGUACUUGAUGACGUCACCACGUCGGCUCAUCUACUUCGAUUAGAUUUUAGUAUAAAAACAGUUAAUAAAUAUCUACCACCGUUCAAAAGUUGGGGGUCACUUAGAAAUGUUUUUAUUUUUGAAAGAAAAGCAGUUUUUUUUCCAGUGAAGAUAACAUUAAAUGAAUCAGAAAUCCAUUCUAGACAUUGUUAAUGUGGUAAAUGACUAUUCUAGCUGGAAACAGUUGAUUUUUAAUGGAAUAUCUCCAUAGGGGUACAGAGGAACAUUUCCAGCAACCAUCACUCCUGUGUUCUAAUGCUACAUUGUGUUAGCUAAUGGUGUUGAAAGGCUAAUUGAUGAUUAGAAAACCUUUGUGUACUUAUGUUAGCACAUGGAUAAAAGUGAGCUUUCAUGGAAAAUGUGGAAUUGUCUGCGUGACCCCAAACUUUUGAAUUGUAGUCUAUAUACAAUAUUAAACCUUGCUGAUUAUACCACAUAAUGCAGGACUGAUUUUAGGACCAUGUAUGUUUUAUCUGAAUACACCUCAUAAACAGGGAUGGAUGGGUUUACACUUGCAAUAUUAACUUUACUAAGAUAUAUUAGUCUACAUUCUACAUAUACAGCUGUUGUUUGUCCACAAACAUCCAGAGGUUUAUAUUCUGACAGGUGCACAAACAUCACUACACUUUAAUGUGAUCACCAGUACUUCACCUGUAACCACUGAGCAUCAUCAGUAAUUAUGAUAGAAUAUUUCAUGUCAGCUGCUUUAACUUUUCCACCAUAAGCAGUGUCUGAUCAAACAAGUUAGGGUUAGAGGAACAUUUAAUUCUGGCUUCAACACCUCUUAUCAGAUAGGCUUCCAAUGAUUUACAGUAUAUGGGUGCCCAGUUAGCACCCAGUAUGACUCUUGGCCAUUUGCUGCAUGACUUUCUCCAACUUUUCCUGUCUCACUCUCAACUUCCAACUAUGGUAAAGGCUAAAAAGCCCCCUUUUACAGUUGAAAAAUACUUAACUGCAAAAAUGCUUAAAUACAUGGACACACAGACAAGACAGUAAUUCAGAGGUAGUGGGCUACAGUCAUAGCUGUCUAACCAGGACUAACUGGGAGGUUCACAUCUCUGAAAGCACUGGAGCAAACUUUUUAUCCGGCUUUGUCAUGAUAAAUUGACCACAGAUUGAUACAACUAGUUUCUCGCCUAAAAUAAUCUCAAAACUACAUUUUAUGUCACAAUAGUAUUCCCAAAAAAACUUGUGUUACCUCCGAAAGUUUUCUUCUUGGUCUUUGCCGCUGGUUGACGCAGAAUGGAUUAUGGGUUACUUGGUUGCCUCAAGUCCACACAAGUCUGGUGUGAUGCAUCCUCGAUAAUGUGGGCGGAGCGAGAACACAUCCGAGUAUUUCAUCCCUACUUUAAAUUGGAUCAGACCUUGGUCUCUGACUGAUGACGUUUCACAAGUCCGCAAGUACGUAUAUUGAGAAACGGCCUAAGUCUUUCUUUGCAAAACUUUUGGUCCUCUCUAAGCUGUUGUUGGGAAGACUUGAGGCUCGUCUCAUUUUCACCGACUGUGCAUCCUCGAUUCCCCGACAAAAUGAGGCUUCUUCGCUUCAGAGCUGUUGGUUUAAAGCAAUUAAACUUUAGGGAGGACAAGAGACGCCGGAAUUAGUGAAAUGAGAUGAGCCUUUGGAGACGUCGGGUCGGGUUAUUCGUCUGGGAGCGUUAAAGGAGAAUACCGGUGUUUAUUUUUUUGGUUUUUUAAAGCUUGUGCCAACAAUCCUGCUUUUUUAUGUGCUUAUAGUCGGUAGAGUUGCAGAUAUCAGGGCCUGUUUGUCCCCCAGAUUGUUCAGUAUGAAACACAACUUAACCAAGCGAGAUGCUCCAUGAAGAAACGUUUAUUUUGUCAGUUCUGCUUCAUUUCAUCACUCAAAUACACGUCGCAUUAGUGAAUACCAGACGAGAAUAACGGUGACGAUUUCAGCUCAGCUCACAAAACUUUGCAUCUUAUUUCAUGAUCUCAAAUGGAUUUCCUUUUCUUUUACAAGUCACAAAUUAAUAAGUAAUUUACAAGAACUAAGGAAUUGUCAUUUUUUGGACUUUCAUACCACACCACGAUGAAAUUUCCACCUUUGUUGAGUGUUUUUGUCAGCUGACAACACUUAAUUUGGCCAGUUUUAAUUAUAAACAAGCAAAAAAUUGGUGUUAAAAAGUCCACAGUUUGAGUGGAAUGUGAAGCUACGAACCUGGCUGACACCGGUAUUCUCCUUUUCUGAGGGAUUUUGUGGUUAAACAAUCUUGGUCUUGAUAAAUAUUGGUCAGAUCUGUAAGAUAAAUGAUGCUUUGUGAAUUUGUACAAUUUCUUUAUGUUUGGUUCGGCCAAACAAUGGAUGCCAUUGUUUUAUGUUGUGUCAUCUGAUAUUUUGUGUUUAGGUUCUUUUUUCUUUUUAUUUCUUCUUUUCUUAUUGGCUGACAGGGACGCUGCCUUAAACUAGCUUUAAUGUUCUCAGCUAGAGCCCCACUCUCUGCGAGCACAGAGAAAAGUCCUUAUUUAUUACCCAUCAUCCCCGCAAAACAACACCUGACCAACGCAGGGACGGAAAGCUAUCCAAUUACAGCCUGAAUAAUUCACUUUGUAUCAUCCCAUUAUGGAUUUCUCAUCAAAUUUGGAAAAUGUGUGUAUAAAAAAGUAUAUAUAUUAUAUAUUCAUGUUGUAAAACAUCUGUACUAAAAGUUGUGUUUGAUGAAGAAAAAAAAGAACAUGAGGUGCAUUUUUUUCUCUGUGCACCUGUAUGAUCACCAUGUUUCUUUAAUGCUCCCAUCAGAGGUUUCUGUCAUGUUUUUUGUAUCGACUCUCCCAGUAGACAUUCAUUUCGGAUGAGAGAGGAAAAUUUUGUCAGUCACAAUCCAACAGGUGCUGAUUGUUCCCAACAACACACCUGCCUAAACAUGGUUAAUUUGUCUUUUUAAAGUGUAAAUCUGAUAGUAUUUGUGUUUUAUUGCUUUUUUUUUCUAAUUUUGCACUGUGUGUAAAUGCAAUCUUGCUAGCACAAAAAAAAUGUUGCCAAUAGUUGUCUCAACUUUGCCGCUGUAAAUGCUCUUUUCGUGCUCUGUUCCUCUCUCGCUCUCUUUCUCUGAUUGUAUCCCUCUUCAUGGAAAUGUUAGUUCUCUCUUUCAGUUCAUUGUGAUAUAUUUAGCUGCCUUUAUAUGCAAAUAAAAUUGCAAGAUUUUUACUUAUGAAA
Amphiprion ocellaris (clown anemonefish) is the source of this 4879-nucleotide messenger RNA. RefSeq names its product metallophosphoesterase domain containing 2a (gene mpped2a). Gene Ontology annotation, molecular function: hydrolase activity. The transcript has 7 exons. The record is from RefSeq and is a predicted model, not a curated record. The coding region runs from base 587 to 1456 and encodes 289 amino acids. NCBI's taxonomy places the organism in Eukaryota, Metazoa, Chordata, Actinopteri, Pomacentridae.